AGCUGUCAGCGGAGCAGCGUGUGUAGUAGUGGAGUCUACAGUGGAGCAGCUGAGCUCUGUUUUGAUCCCACACUGAAAACCGCUGUAGUGCAGUUGGACUUGACGUCUAGCGACACAACAUCAUCAAGCACUCUAACAAGCAGUCGCUGCAGUUUAACACGUUAGCGACUGCGUUUACAGCUGUUGUGCCAAUGUGAGAGCGCCUCAGAAGCUCGUGCUGAGCUCCAGACUGCAGCAGCGGGACAAAAGACAUAAGAAGAGAAAGACAGGACGGGAGUAAGAACAAAAAACAAAAAAAAGGAGCAAGAAGACCCCAAGGAGGCAGGAUGUUGAUCAAAGCAGAGUUUAAAAGACAAACCUGACCCUGAAGGAGACACAAAGACCAAAACUUUCAGUUGAAAAACACCCACACUAAAACUUCUCAAACUUCUGUCUGUCCUCCUCAAACCACGGGGGCUCAGCAAUUAUUCCCAAAUGAAAAACCCUGAACUCUUCUAGAAAGACAUCAUUUCAAACCCCCACAUUUUGUGCAUUGACUCCAAACCCAGUAAACACUGUCCAAAGACACUGUCCAUACCAUCGAUUCUUUGGCUGAAACAAUCACCGCUGCGUUUUAAUUGGACCACACUGUUACUGAGGAGCCAAUGCCAGACACUGACACACGACAAGGUUUCUCGGCGCUACACAUGGACUGUUGAUGAAGAGAAAUGGCAGUGAGAAUGUCAGGUGCCACCCCUUCCUCUCGGCCACCCUCCCUCCCCCCAGUGGACGCGGCUCGGACUGGUUAAGGUUGGUCUAUUGGCAUCCAUCGCAGCAGCAGCAGCUGACAGAGUGCAGGAAGGAGCAGUAAUGCAGGAAGCUGACUUACCGGCCACAAAUGCCUUUAAAGAGUGCAAGUUCCACUGCACCAAUGGGAAUUGUCUGCGUCUGGGCUCACUGAUCUGCAACCAGCUGAAUAACUGUGGGGACAACAGCGAUGAGGAGAACUGCCCCGUGGUCACCCAGCAUCCUCCACCGGGCAUCUUCAACUCUGAACUGGAGUUUGUUCAGAUUGUCAUCAUUAUUGUGGUGAUGACAGUGAUGGUGGUGGUGAUCAUCUGCCUGCUCAACCACUACAAGCUCUCCACCUGGUCUUUCAUUACACGGCAGAGCCAGGCCCGCAGGCAUGACCAUGCCCUGCAGCAGGACGGGUGUCUGUGGCCUUCAGACGGCAGCUCUCGACAAGGUGCCUCGGAGGUGUUGUAUGCUCCCCAGGCCAGGGAUCGUUUCACUGCUCCCUCAUUCAUGCAGCGAGACCGCUUCAGCCGCUUCCAGCCCACCUACCCCUACCUGCAGCACCAGAUCGACCUGCCACCCACCAUAUCGCUGUCGGAUGGUGAAGAACCCCCACCCUACCAGGGUCCCUGUACCCUGCAGCUCCGCGACCCAGAGCAGCAGAUGGAGCUCAACCGCGAGUCGGUAAGGGCACCACCCAACCGUACCAUCUACGACAGUGAUUUAAUCGACAUGGGAGGAGGCGGGAGUCUGGGUAGAGGAGGUGGAGGCACGGGAGGUGGCGGUCCAAGGCCGCCCAGUAGUAACUCGGGCAUCAGUGUGGCCAACUCCAGUAACCACGGGCGCAUGGAGGGCCCCCCACCGGCAUACAGCGAGGUAAUGGGAAACUAUCCCGGAUCUGCGUUCUUUCUACACCAGCACAGCAAUAACCAGAGGGUGGGAGGGCCGGGCGGCAGGACGAUCCAUCAGCAGAGCCAAUCAGAAAGCACAAUAGUACCUGCCAAGGCCAAGGAUGGCCAUCCAGAUGACCUGGUGUGAACUAAUGGCUGGCAGGGCCCUGGACUGACAACUGUAUUGUCCACUUUGUCCUGUUUAUCAGUAAGAAGUGGACUCACUCACUCACACUCUGACUCUUACUCUCUCUAUCGCUCUCUAAUGUUCUCCUUCCACACGCUCAUGCACAAAUUAAUAUCAACCUUAGCAACAAGAAAAGCAGAAAAGAGAAGAAGCAGGAGCAGAGAUCAGGACGAAUGCACUGCAUGGAGACUUUUGUUUUCCUCUCCAUCACAUGAGAAAGAAACAUACUGCUAGCACAGAUUGAAAAUAUUUGCUUUAUUUGCCCCAUAUCUGUGGGAAUUAAGGACAAUGUUGUUUUUUGCUUUCCUGCUAUCUUUGUAUUAUUAUUUUUUAUUUUUUUUUGCCCUUUUUUUUUUUUUUCAUUUUUUUUUUUGGACCGGGAUCUGUGCACAAAGCGAGGACCGAGCUGAGAAUCAAGGACAUGCAGAGAACACAAGCAAACAAGAGAGUCACAAAAUCCAAAUCUUAGUGCCAAGGUUCACAAAGGAAGCAAAACACAAGCGUGGAAAUGACUCACUCUGACAUUGAAAACACACUCACAAAAAAAGAAAAAGUUGCACUAUCCUUUUGCUGUACAAGAGAAGAGGGGAAACAAUGCUAUGUGAGGAUGAAAAUUAUUCAGAUUUUUUUUUUAACUUUGCAUUUACUUUUUGACCUUUUCACAAAUGGACUGACUGAACUUUGGCUCCAAACAGAUGGGAGCAAAAAAAAGAAAACAGAAAAAAAAACAACAACAAGUAUUAUAAGCUUAUCUCCUUCCUUUUUUGAAUACCACAAGAAGUACUUGUACCCAGCCUAUGACAUCUCUGUCUGCUUACACCACAGGCACAGUGAGACUUAGUAAGAGAAUAACCUUGAACUGCUUCAUUUUGUGAGUACACUUCAGCCUAGUGGAGAUGGAAUCUGCUGUGUAAUCUGCUUC
Messenger RNA from Cynoglossus semilaevis (tongue sole), 2773 nucleotides. Its product is annotated as low-density lipoprotein receptor class A domain-containing protein 4. Gene Ontology annotation, molecular function: R-SMAD binding. The transcript is spliced from 6 exons. The coding region runs from base 850 to 1812 and encodes 320 amino acids. The record is from RefSeq and is a predicted model, not a curated record. Gene Ontology annotation, biological process: negative regulation of transforming growth factor beta receptor signaling pathway. Gene Ontology annotation, cellular component: Golgi membrane; early endosome membrane. NCBI's taxonomy places the organism in Eukaryota, Metazoa, Chordata, Actinopteri, Pleuronectiformes, Cynoglossidae.